Messenger RNA from Molossus molossus (Pallas's mastiff bat), 482 nucleotides. It is a transcript of the gene CMC4, whose product is annotated as C-X9-C motif containing 4. The transcript has 3 exons. NCBI's taxonomy places the organism in Eukaryota, Metazoa, Chordata, Mammalia, Chiroptera, Molossidae. The record is from RefSeq and is a predicted model, not a curated record. The coding region runs from base 97 to 303 and encodes 68 amino acids. Gene Ontology annotation, cellular component: mitochondrial intermembrane space.
GAAGAGAGCAACUCCUAGCAGCAUCAACAUCUAUUGGUCGUUUAUUUGCCCUGCAGCAAUUCACCUGCCUUUCCUUCUCCCAUUCUUUUUCUGGACAUGCUGCAGAAGGAUCCGUGCCAGAAAGAAGCCUGUGAAAUACAGAAAUGUUUACAAGCCAACAACUACAGGGAAUUUAAGUGUCAGGCUGUUAUCCAAGAACUUCGUAAGUGUUGUGCUCGCUAUCCCAAGGGAAGAUCUGUCGUCUGUUCAGGAUUUGAAAAAGAAGAGGUAGAAAAGCUGACACUAAAGUCCACAUCAAAGUAAAGUUCUGCGGAGAAGUUAAAUGCUGCACUACGUUUCCACCAAGCAAGAUUCAUUUAUCCUCCUGACUCUUCAGGCCAGGUAGCAGCAAAUAUCAAAUGAAAAGUCAACUAUAAAAGUUAAUAAAUAUGCCAUCUAUGCAGAACAAAUAGAAAUAUAUUAACCAAAUGUGUAGAAUGUAA